Molecule: messenger RNA, 8474 nt
Organism: Photinus pyralis (common eastern firefly)
Lineage: Eukaryota; Metazoa; Arthropoda; Insecta; Coleoptera; Lampyridae
Gene: Ca-alpha1T
Product: voltage-dependent T-type calcium channel subunit alpha-1G
Exons: 25
Coding region: 91-6918 (2275 amino acids)
Biological process (GO): sodium ion transmembrane transport; calcium ion transmembrane transport; calcium ion import
Cellular component (GO): plasma membrane; neuron projection; voltage-gated sodium channel complex
Molecular function (GO): low voltage-gated calcium channel activity; voltage-gated sodium channel activity
Source: RefSeq, a predicted model, not a curated record
AAUCAUUUCAGUCGCGUACGCGUUUUAGUGUAAUGCCGAAAUUAUUAUGUCGUUUUGAAAAGACUAAAUUGUGUUUUAUGUGAGUGCAAAAUGGGAAUUGACUAUUCAAGUAGUAACAGCAAAGAGAGCGAAUCUGGAUCGGGAAUUGAAGUUAAUCCCAACAUUCCCUACCCCGGCAUCGCACCGAUCGCUUUGGGUUAUUUAUCUCAAACUACAAGACCGCGCAGCUGGUGCCUCGCGCUCAUCUCUAAUCCAUGGUUCGAGAGAGUGUCCAUGAUAGUAAUAUUGCUAAAUUGCGUUACCCUCGGCAUGUACCAGCCUUGCGUGGAUGACGACUGUAAUAGUAAUAGAUGUAAAAUAUUGCAAGUUUUCGACGACUUUAUUUUCGCGUUUUUUACGCUCGAGAUGAUGAUAAAGAUGAUCGCGAUGAGCGUCUGGGGUCCCGGUUCCUAUUUAGCAGACUCCUGGAACAGAUUAGAUUUAUUCAUCGUCUUCGCCGGUGCCGUCGAAUACUGUCUAAACGUCGAAAAUUUAAAUUUCUCGGCGAUACGUACGAUACGUGUUCUAAGACCAUUACGUGCCAUCAACAGAAUACCAAGUAUGCGAAUUUUGGUAAUGUUGCUGCUCGACACAUUGCCAAUGUUGGGAAAUGUGUUGCUGCUGUGUUUUUUCGUAUUCUUCAUUUUCGGUAUCAUCGGCGUCCAGCUCUGGCACGGAAUACUCCGACAAAGGUGCUACGUACCGAUGGGAAGCAAUCUGUCGUGGCCCAAAGGACUUCCGCCAUAUUACACCGUGUCGCAAGAUCAGGAGUACAUAUGCAGCAAAAGGGAUCAUUCCGGAAUGCACCAGUGCGCCGACUUUCCGCCGUACAAGAUCGGUAACGUUACCUGCAACUUGACGUACGCGCAGGGACAGGAUCCGGCGAUACACGGCUGCAUAAAUUGGAAUCAGUACUACGAGGUGUGCGCGGAGGGCGCCGACAAUCCGUUUCAGGGUACCAUUUCGUUUGAUAACAUCGGCCUGGCGUGGGUUGCGAUUUUUUUGGUCAUCUCGCUGGAGGGCUGGACUGAUAUUAUGUAUUACGUGCAGGAUGCCCACAGUUUCUGGGAUUGGAUUUAUUUUGUGCUUUUAAUAGUCAUAGGCUCGUUUUUCAUGAUUAACUUAUGCCUCGUCGUAAUUGCCACGCAGUUUUCCGAAACGAAAAAGCGCGAAAUGGAGAGAAUGAGACUUGAACGUGCACGUUUUCAAAGCACAAGCACCUUGGCGUCGUCGACCAACAAUAGUGAGCCGACGACGUGUUACGCCGAAAUUGUUAAGUACAUUGCACAUUUGUGGAGAAGAAACAAGAGGAAAAUUGUCAAGAAGAUUCGUUUACUUAGAUACCACCGAGAGCAAAGGCGCGAGAGGAAAAUCAUAGCCGGCGAAUCUAUACGGCUUAACUAUAAUAAACGACACCACCCUUGCUGUCCCCGACUGAAACCCCAACAGCAACAAUCACCAAGUGUCCACGCUGUGUCACGCACAAGCUCUAUGUGCUUCUCCGAUAACCAAAAGGAGCACAAAGGAGACGAUUCAGAUACCGCAGUAAAAAGACCCAGCUUACUAAGGGUCCCCUCAAUUUCCCAUCAGGAUAUCACAACGAACAACAAUGACUUUCAGAGCCCGACAAAUCUGCUAUCACCGCCCCUGGCGCAGGCCUACAGGAGACGUUCGUCCGUAAUGUUUAGUGACGUAAUUCUGUUACACGGCGAAGACACUGCGCCAAAUCCACCCAACAAUUCCAACAGCCUACUCUUGGACAAACGAAAUGUGUGUUCCAGCGAGAAAAUGACGCAAACAGGCGACGGCAACAUCUGGCAGAUAUCUUCGUUACCAACGCCACAGCAGCAGAUCACUAGCGAAUGCUGCGAAUUGCUCAACGGGGAGGCGAUGACUUGUCAGGAGUUGCUCGCACUAGGCGCCAUUAAUGCCGCGUUGCCUACCGGGCAGAUUUCGCUCGACACUUUUUUAGGUACCCUAUCCAAAGGCUUAAAUAACCGCUCCAAUGUCGAAGAUAUGUACCUGCAACAGUUGCCGGAAGAUAACUUCUCCUGCUGCCAAGAUAUGUGGCAUUGCGAGUCCGAGUAUAAAAACACGAAACGGUCGCGUUUUUACAUUUCGGUUUGCUUAAUGGUGAAGGGCAUACUGAAGUGCUUGCAUUGUCUGCGGAAGUAUAUCAAGAUGUUGGUCGAGCACAAGUACUUUCAGCAGGGGAUCCUGUUGGCGAUCUUGAUCAACACGCUUUCAAUGGGCAUCGAGUAUCACGAGCAGCCCGAAGGUCUUACCGCCUUUGUCGAGACUAGUAACAUAGUGUUCUCGGCGAUUUUCGCGAUUGAAAUGUUACUGAAGGUAAUCGCCGACGGGCUCUUCGGCUACAUCGCUAACGGUUUCAACGUUUUUGACGGGGUGAUCGUGAUCUUAAGCGCGAUCGAGAUUUGCCAGAAGUUUUUCGGAGACUCGCACGGCGAUUCGGGACUCUCCGUGCUGAGAACGUUUCGUCUCCUUCGAAUUCUGAAGUUGGUCAGAUUUAUGCCGAACUUACGUAGGCAACUAUUUGUAAUGUUGCGGACAAUGGAUAACGUCGCUAUUUUUUUCUCACUUCUGAUACUCUUUAUCUUCAUCUUCAGCAUACUGGGUAUGUACCUGUUCGGUGGUAAGUUUUGCAAGUAUACAGAUACAGAAGGGAAAUCGCGCGAGUGCACCUGCACCAUGAUCGUCACCCACGACAAGCGCUGUGAGUGCGAUCGAAAACAUUUCAACGACAUCCUAUGGGCGACGGUCACUGUCUUUCAAAUCUUAACGCAGGAGGAUUGGAAUAUGGUGCUCUCCAAUGGUAUGGCGAAAACGUCUCAUUGGGCUGCCUUGUAUUUUGUUGCAUUGAUGACGUUUGGCAACUACGUUUUGUUUAACUUGCUGGUUGCCAUUUUGGUAGAAGGUUUUAGUUCGGAGAGAAAUGAGCGACGAGAACGGGAGCAAAGGGAGUUGGCGAGGAAAAUGUCUUGCAUGCUCGAAGCGUACAAGAGAGGCGCCUCGGAUGGAAGCAGUCGAUCGAUUUCGACUUCGAGCGACAGUGGCCUACACGGGAUGAAGAACGCUUGGCGCUCCGCCGAAGAUUUGCAUAAAUGUAAAGACUUCAACGAGCCUCGGUGCUCAUAUUCUUGUGCCCACUGUGAGUGCCGCGAACGCGACUACUACUUCACCAAGGUGCUGGAUUGCCACGCGAUCAGUGAUCCUAAAUGUAACAUCCAAAAGGAAUCGUUUAUGCUGAAGCAGCCAAGACAAGCAUCGCCUCCUGUGAUAACGCACACUGCUGCAACCCCUCAAGAUUCACCCAACACCACUCUGGAGGAGUAUCCAGAAUUCCGCUACAGCGUCUGCGCACCCAACGAAACGAUAUGCGAGAGCAACAUUUGUGAUAACCCCAAAGUCUCUAACAAUGGCGUAUCCGGCCUACUAAAACCGCCAUCCCUAUCGCCGCCGCCCGUUACCUUUCGCCAGUUUGAGAAACCGCCGGACGAGCCAAUAAAAAUAACCGCCGCCACCAAACUGAUAACGCACAAUGAAAGAGUCGGAUCGAAAAUCACGACGUUCUCCGAAAAGGUCACGAUGCCAAAUGAUACCGCGAAACUCGAUUUUGGCGAACCCGAAAAGUUAAAGAUUCAACGAAGUUACUCCUGGAAGUUGCCCACCAGGUCUAGUCUUCGCAAGAAGAAGUGCAGAAGUGGAUCCGAUUCCGAUGCCGUCCCCUUAAAUAACGGAAGAGAUCGUGCACAAUGCAAUGGAUCGGGGAUCGCGCGACAUGCAAGCCUUCGCAAUGACUCGCUGCUUGAGUCCUCGAUACGAAUCCAAAAUGACACCCAGAAGGACACGCCGAACAACAAAACCGCCCCAAACACAUUUCGCAACAGGUCCAACACGUACAGUCCCAUGUCUCAGGUGAAAUGGACCCGUCAAAAUUCGCUCACUUCGAAUUUGGCGAAGGAGUCGAAAAUUAGUUCCUUUCAGGCGCAAUUUACGAAGAACGCCAACCCGACGGUUACCGGAAAGCACGACUAUAGCGUCGAACCGAAAUCGGUAAACACGGGCGCCUCGGAGCGUUCGCUGCCGAAAAUCAACCUCGAGGAGCUUUCGGACAGUUCGAAGAUGGACGAGAAGGUUUCGAGGUGGAAGAAGCUCCUCAUAUACAUUGAGCCGAAGAGCUACAUGAAGGAGCGGGAUGAAUUUUCGUUGUACCUUUUCCCUCCCCACAAUCGGUUUCGCAAUUUGUGCACUUGGCUCGUCGAUCAGAAGUGGUUCGAUAACGUCGUUCUGCUGUUCAUUGCCAUGAAUUGCAUUACGCUCGCAAUGGAGAGGCCUAAUAUACCGCCAAAUAGUACCGAGAGGGUUUUCUUACAGACCACCAAUUACGUGUUCACAGUAGUUUUUGCAAUUGAAAUGUUCAUAAAGGUUGUGUCUUGGGGUAUGUGUUACGGACCGGAUGCCUACUUCACCUCUGGUUGGAAUAUUAUGGACGGCUCCUUGGUGAUCAUAUCCAUAGUUGACCUUCUGAUAUCGUUAGUCAGCGAGUCGAGUCCCAGAAUCUUUGGCAUACUAAGAGUGUUUCGGCUGUUACGAUCUCUUCGUCCACUCCGAGUCAUCAAUAGAGCACCUGGGCUGAAGCUAGUCGUACAAACCUUGUUAUCGUCCUUGCGCCCCAUCGGAAAUAUCGUCCUUAUUUGCUGUACGUUUUUUAUCAUCUUCGGAAUUCUCGGCGUGCAGCUGUUCAAAGGCUCGUUCUACUACUGCAAGGGCGAAAAUGCGAAAGGUGUCCGAAAUCGAACGGAGUGCUUGGAUCUUCCGGGAAAUACGUGGGUGAACCAGCAGUAUAAUUUCGAUAACUUGGGCAAGGCGCUCAUGUCCCUUUUCGUACUGAGUUCGAGGGACGGUUGGGUCAACAUCAUGUACACGGGUCUGGAUGCUGUCGGGGAAGAUCAACAGCCGAUUAUCAACUACUCGGAGUGGAGGCUGCUGUAUUUCAUCGCGUUCAUUCUAUUGGUCGGCUUCUUUGUGCUAAACAUGUUCGUGGGGGUCGUCGUCGAAAACUUCCACAGAUGCAGAGAGGAGCAGGAGAAAGAAGAACGAGUGCGGAGGGCGGCCAAACGGGCUCUACAGUUGGAAAAAAGGCGUCGAAAAAUGAACGAGCCCCCCUAUUACAUAAACUAUUCACCGUGGCGCCUCUUCAUUCACAGCGUGGUAACAUCGAAGUACUUCGACCUAGCGAUUGCGGCGGUCAUAGGAUUGAACGUUGUAACCAUGGCGACCGAAAGUUAUCGAAUGCCCGACAUUUUGACUUACAUUCUGAAAAUUUUCAAUUACUUUUUUACCGCCGUUUUUAUACUUGAGAGCACCAUGAAGCUGAUCGCUCUCGGUUUCGUGCUGUACAUGAAGGACAAGUGGAGCCAGCUGGACGUGGUGAUUGUAAUACUAUCGGUAGUGGGUAUCAUUUUAGAAGAGCUCAAGUCUAACAUUAUCCCAAUUAACCCAACCGUUUUGAGAGUAAUUCGCGUAAUGAGGAUAGCGCGCGUCCUCAAACUGUUGAAAAUGGCGAAGGGAAUCAGGGCGCUGCUGGAUACGGUGAUGCAAGCCUUGCCACAAGUUGGAAAUUUGGGACUGCUGUUCUUUUUGCUGUUUUUCAUUUUUGCGGCGCUAGGUGUGGAGCUUUUCGGUCGUUUGGAGUGCUCGGAUAGGCAUCCAUGCCAAGGACUCGGCGAGCACGCUCACUUUUCCAACUUUGGUAUGGCAUUCCUCACGUUAUUUCGUGUUGCGACCGGAGAUAAUUGGAAUGGAAUUAUGAAAGAUACUCUUAGGGAGGAUUGCGAUGACAAGGCGGAUUGUGUGAAAAACUGUUGCGUUUCGGCUAUCAUCGCACCAAUUUUCUUCGUGAUUUUUGUGCUCAUGGCGCAGUUUGUGCUCGUCAACGUUGUGGUUGCUGUUCUGAUGAAACACUUGGAGGAAUCGCACAAGCAGAUGGAGGAUGAGCAUGAUUUAGAUACUCAACUGGAACGCGAAAUGCAGCAGAAGCACGAAAUGGAAGAGCAACGCGAGCUAUGCUUGGCUCUACAAAUGGAUUCCGAAUGCUUUCAGCACAGAAAGCCCUUAACUAAGGUCCUGUCAUUACCAUCCAACUUCACUUACAAUCCCUCCGGAUCGAAACAACAAGAGCGCCAGCCUAGCCUUCGGGCACGUCGCCAAACUCUCCACAGUCACCAGCCAAUCACGCUUUCUCAUUUGGACGACAUUAAGGUGAUCGACGAAUCCGUUUCGGACAUCUACAACAUAAGUGAAAUGUCGCACUUCUCCCCCCACGAAACGCACGACCGAAACGGCUUCGUCCAAACCCAAACAGACUUAGAUGACAUAAUCAACGUCUCCCAACACGAACACCUGCUACGCUUACCGGACAUUGACGAAAAAUGUCCCCUACCAAACAUCAACGAGUCCUGCGACACAAACCUCCUCCUAGGCGUACCGACCGAAACAAAACCGCUACACCGACUCUACGGCAGCACGAAGCAGCUCUUCGUCAAGCAAAGAUCGUUCGACAUACCCGAAGAGGUGCCGUUCCUUUCGUCGGCGCUACCCGACGCAAAAUCGGAGACCGACAUUUACGACAGCGAUUUAAAAAUAUUGAAAAUUCCGAAACACGACUCGCAAGAAAGCGUGCAACGAAUCAUAACCGAAAGAAGAAAACUAGACGAAAACCUAAAAGAUAUUAACCAAUACGAUAUUUUUGAUAUAACGCACGGUAGCGAGGAGAACUUAGUUAAGACCGACUCGGACGAUAGGCAGGAGUGCGAAAUUUAUUCUGAAUUACAGGAAGCCGAAAAUGACGACUGCUAAAGAGUUUUUAUCCAAACUAUUUUUGUACUUAGUAUUACGAACGAUACUCGUUUUAUUUGUGUAGGUAUUUUAAUGUUUUUACUUCACAGGAUUAAUAGUGCGUAAAUAGGUAAGACAAUUUUCUCUUGUGGUCUGAAUAUCCUAAUUGCUUGCGCAGUAGGAGACUCUCGUGCCCAUUUGAUGCCGAUGUUCCACAAAAAUAGUGAGGCCUCAAUGUUUUACGUAAACUGUUCCUAUAGUAAGCAUCAAUUCGAUGUAUUAUACUUAUGGCAUUCAGGUGGUGAGUUUGAGCAACCAAUUUCUUAAUCUGGCCAUAUUCAAAUUGUCUGGGCCACAUACAUUUAAGGGAAACAGGGUACAUUUUGUAUCACUUUAAUUGUUGCUCUUUCUACAUCUUCCAUGUUGAGUCAAACCCUAUUUAGUUUCAACUCGUUUGAAUGGAUUUUUUUCUCACGACCCAUUUUCAGUAUUUGUAUACCUUCCGUUUUAUUAUUUAGCCAUAGAAUAAUGCAACCUGGCUAUAAUGUAAUAAUUUCUGUAUAUCCAUCCAGUUCUUGUACGUACUUUUAUUACUGAUCUACUUUUGCAAGUUGAAUUCUAGGUUAGUUAGUAGGGGUAGAGAGAUAAGUAAGAAUGGAUGUUCGCGCAAACUUUUCAUCUUGCCAAGGCGCCAAAAUCAAUAAAUCGAUCACUUACAGUACCCCAGGAGUGGCAAUUCUGCACUAUGUGGAAAUAGAAGCCAGGCAGUGGGGUUUUUAGCAUAUUAACACAAAAACUUUGUUUUAGAAAUUGUGAAACGAUGUAACUUAGGCAAAAAAUCGAAAUCAAAUCAAUGUUAGUGUCUUUUCAUACUGGCGAAUUUCUGUGGUAAACUAUUAGAUAGAAUAUUGUAGAGUAAAUUACUCUUAAAUGUAAAUAUAGUAUUCUGGAGGACGCAAUAAUUCUGUUGGUGUAAAUUACAAGGUUCAUUUUACCACUACUUGCAGAUCACGGGAAACAAGUUGACAUAAAAGACAAUCCUAACAGAGCCUUUGGCUUUAAAGUAUAUUUUCCUUUUCGCUUGUAUUUUAAAUUAGUUUAAAUGAUCUGAGGAUGAUAAUAACAUUUGCUAUUAUUCUCCGAGGUUGUCUGUGAUAUAUCUCUUUCUAAUUAGAAAAAGUUUCCGAAUUAUAUCUAGCUUUUAGACUUGCACUCGUUAAUGGCUCUCAUUUAACAUGAAUCUACUGACACUCCCGCGGCGGUUUCAUUUCAACAAACACCGAAAUCCUUUAUUUUGGCAAUAAGAGACAUAUCAGCACGGGAAGCGAGUGUCAGCUGGAGCUGGUUUAGAAAAUUCACAAGGAAUUAAAAUCAAAAAGUGCUGUAACUGUAGAUAUUCUAGUAGAUUAGAAUCUUCUUCUACCCGUGCCUUUAACUCUCUGAAUAGAGUACUAUAACUUCUUCUACUUUCAAGCGAUUAAUCGUAGAAGUUAAAUUGGCUGUCUGUAUUGUAAUUAGUUGUAGGUUAAUCUUAGUUAAUUAAGUGAUGAUGGGAAAAUAAAAUAUUGCGGUUGUAA